Messenger RNA from Verticillium dahliae VdLs.17, 297 nucleotides. RefSeq lists its product as uncharacterized. NCBI's taxonomy places the organism in Eukaryota, Fungi, Ascomycota, Sordariomycetes, Glomerellales, Plectosphaerellaceae. The transcript has 2 exons. The record is from RefSeq and is a predicted model, not a curated record. The coding region runs from base 1 to 297 and encodes 98 amino acids.
AUGGUCUUCGGCUACAACACAGUCAUCACCUUGGCAUUAUGUUCCAGUUCGCCCUACCCCGCGGCCACGGAAUUUCUCAACGAUAUAGUCGGCAUUGUCUUCAUCGGCAGCCCGCAUCGAGGCAGCUGGACUGCGAAUGUCGGGGAGAUCUCGCGGAAAUUGGCUAGUUUCGUCCUUAUGGAUACUAAUGCGCGGAUUCUUCGCAGUCUAUGCCUCAAGAAUUCUGACCUGGAGCGAUGCCAGGAUGCUUUCUCUGCACUCUGGCUCAAGUACAACUUUCGUGUCAAGACAUUUUAG